Molecule: messenger RNA, 462 nt
Organism: Closterium sp. NIES-67
Lineage: Eukaryota; Viridiplantae; Streptophyta; Zygnematophyceae; Desmidiales; Closteriaceae
Source: the annotation of a GenBank genome assembly
GCAGUUGCGGACGACGUGCGCACUGGUCGGUAGCGAAGAUGAAACUCAGAAGGGUUUCACCCGUCCCAGCACAUCCCUGUUCGCAGCGCCCAUUCUCAACACACCCAAGAAAGACAGAGGGCUCUGGAUGUGCAUUGACUACCGGGCGCUGAAUCCCAAAAUGAUCAAAUUUCGCUACCCAAUCCCACGUGCUGACGAUCUCCUGGACCAACUUCGCGGAGCUCGCUUCUUCUCAAAGAUUGACCUGCGAAGUGGUUAUCAUCAGAUCCGAGGUUUCGUUGACGGCUGCCACAAGACAGCGUUCCGAACCCGCUACGGCAACUACGAGUACAUAGUGAUGCCACUUGGCCUCAUGAACGCGCCCUCAACAUUCCAACUCACCAUGAACCGCGUGUUCAAGGACCUGCUCGACAAGUGCUAUAUAUAAUUGUAGGCUUGGUAGGUGUUACUGAAACCUACUGU